Messenger RNA from Closterium sp. Yama58-4, 669 nucleotides. Lineage: Eukaryota; Viridiplantae; Streptophyta; Zygnematophyceae; Desmidiales; Closteriaceae. The record is from the annotation of a GenBank genome assembly.
AUGAACUGGAGAGGUCAAAGGCUUGGUGGUGGCAGGAGGAUCAACGGUUACAGGGGUCUCAGGAGCAGUGGCCAGUUGAGAGAGGAGGGCGGUGGCAUGGGAGAGGCGAUGAGAGCGAGAGAGGCAGGAGAGGAGGAGGGAGAGCGUUGCCGUGCCGCACGGAAUGCUCGCCCUGUGCAUAUCAUCGACCAAUCGCAGCGCAGCAUCUGGCAUGUAAGCUCGCGUGUACCCCUUAAGAAGAGCGUUACAGGCAUCACGGUCAAGGCGACGGGUGGGUGCAGGCACGCAGAGAGGAGAACGCCUCUUCUGCCAUGGCUAUAUCCCCAGCCGCCACAUGCGUUGCUAAAGCCGCCACAUGCGUUGCUAUGCGCGCCACAUGCAUGGGUCGAGUCUCGACCACCCUCCUCCACAUACCCUCCACCUCCCCCCCGCCCGUCCCAUGGCCAUCCACAGCGCAGCGCAAGCAGCAGGGGACGUCGCCAAGCCAUCGACCAGCAGGGCGUGGGAAGUUUUUUCUGCCCGGGACAGCUGCCCGGUGUGAAUGAAGACACGGAGGAGGAUGGAGUGGGUUUGGGCGGAGGGCAGCAGGCGGUGGUGGUGCUGCAUGGCGUGCAGGAGCGGAGGCGAGGCAUGAGAGGGAGAGGGGGGGGCAUGGUGGCGGAUGAAUGA